CGCCCACUCCGCAGCACGCGACACAACAAGGAAGUUCGAUUGCGGCCGUUUCAUCCACACCAAAGUGAAGCGCAUCUGUAAAAGACUACAUGGAACAUUAGACUGUCUAAUUGAGAAGGAAAUGAAGUGACGCCCUGCUGCUUUGCCCGUCUGCUGGGAUACGACUUGAAAAAAAACAAGCAAUGACCGGAAGUAGGUAGGAAGAAGCGGUUCGUCGUAUCUUUGUUCAACGUUUUGUCGGGUCAAGAUGUUUACGUCAAUCGUCCUCUGCACGUUCGCCUCGCUGCUCCCACUCGGUCACGCAUCGCUCCCGCUCGUCAUCAACACGUGGCCUUUCAAGAACGCGACGGCUGCAGCACUGCAGCUUAAGCGUACAGCGUGGCGCGUCCUGCAGUCCGGUGGCUCGGUGUUGGAUGCGGUGGAGAGGGGUUGCGCCCGCUGUGAAGUGGAGCAGUGUGACGGUAGUGUGGGCUAUGGCGGCAGCCCAGAUGAGUCCGGAGAGACCACGCUGGACGCCCUGAUCAUGAAUGGGGAUACAAUGGAGGUGGGUGCAGUGGCAGGCCUGAGAAGAAUCAAGAAUGCCAUUGGAGUAGCAAGGGCCGUGAUGGAGCGCACUGAUCACACACUGCUGGUGGGACAGUCAGCUUCCGUGUUUGCUGAAAACAUGGGCUUCGUGGCGGAAGACCUGACUACCAACAAAUCUUUGAAUAUUUUCUCACAGUGGCUGCAGAGCAACUGCCAACCUAAUUAUCGAAAGAAUGUGUUUCCGGAUCCUUCCGCGUCCUGUGGACCCUACGAGCCCAGGGCGACGCUGAAAAGGACGAAGAGGGCACAGCAUGCUAGUAGGCUCUCCCAUGACACCAUAGGGAUGCUUGCCGUUGAUCGAGACGGUCACAUGGCGGCUGGCACGUCAACCAAUGGAAUGACUCACAAAGUUCCAGGUCGUGUUGGGGACUCUCCAAUAGUUGGAGCAGGGGCCUACGCAGACAGCUCAGCUGGCGGUGCUGCCGCUACUGGAGACGGCGAUAUCAUGAUGCGCUUCCUACCAAGGGCUGGGCGAGUGUGGCAGUCUCAGAAGAUUUAUUUUUAUUUCAGCUUUAUUUAUCCAGGAUAGUUUGGCUAGCACACAUGCUGUUCUUUCAAGUUUCACUCGGCUUUACAUUCACACCCACACCUGAGGGAAUUCUGCUCCAGUCAUAUUUUUCAGGGUCACAUCCCUUGAACAAUUGGGGAGUUGUGGGUUUUUUUUAAAAGAUAUUGUCUCCAUGUGUGUGUUUACCAUUCAUUCUCCAUGGCCAGAUAUUUCGUAGCAGUCUACAUAUUCUUAAUUGAUGAGGGUCAUUACAAGCUAUGCCCGAGCAGUGUCACGCAGAAUAUAUCAAAAUUAUAAUAUCACCAGCAACAGGCUGAAAAAAAGCACCAAAAAUAAAGCAACCAUUGAAUUACAUUCAAAUGUAAAACGAGCAAUUUUGCUCGAGCUAAUUUGCUAUGGUGUGAAAAAAACAUAACAUGGUACAUCUAUCAGAGGUACUCAGAGGAACAUGGUUUAUUUGUAUUUCAUACUGAAAAAUCCUAUACUUUUGCUUAAGUCCAUUAUUUAAGGCAAAUUUCAGAUGUGCCACUCAUUGUUUUAAACAUUUGACCUCAAGAUGAUGGAGUUAAUUGCGCCUGUGGCGUCUGUGUCGAGCAGGUAAUUUGCAUUGCAGCGGCGGCAAAUUACUUCCAUUUCUCCACAUUUUGCUUAUUUCUUACACUUGUGAACAUCUGAAAAGUGGUGUCCCGAAUUCCCGGCGUCAAUGUGGAGCGAGGGUGGCAAUGUUACUAUUUUUAAAAUCGCAUUAGAUCAGCGCCUCUUGAAAGUAUAAUUGCUCACAUCACAUUUAUCCCACGCCAUAAUCGCAAAGCAAAUUUGCCCAUUAUCACCCUGGUUGGUGGCCUCGACAAGCGCUCCUUUAAGUUCGCCUCAUGUGCAGUGCAUGUCAUCCUGCCAACAGCUACUUGGCCGUGGAGCUGAUGAGGGCCGGGGCAGAUCCCUCGGCAGCCUGCAAGAUGGCCAUUUCCAGAAUCAAGAGGCAUUACUCCGAGUUCUUUGGAGCCAUCAUCUGUGCUAACACAACA
Molecule: messenger RNA, 2118 nt
Organism: Scophthalmus maximus (turbot)
Lineage: Eukaryota; Metazoa; Chordata; Actinopteri; Pleuronectiformes; Scophthalmidae
Gene: aga
Product: aspartylglucosaminidase
Exons: 9
Coding region: 248-1114 (288 amino acids)
Biological process (GO): protein deglycosylation
Cellular component (GO): lysosome
Molecular function (GO): N4-(beta-N-acetylglucosaminyl)-L-asparaginase activity
Source: RefSeq, a predicted model, not a curated record